GCUAGCGACAGCAAACGGCUACCUGCACCUGCUUCCUAUCCGUAUGCUGCUGCGAUCUACACAGUGGGGCCUGAACUGGCGAAUCUGCGGCUGCCUGUUUGCUAGCUCCGUUAGCAAGGAGGGAUAGCAGCUGUCACGCUCCCCAGUUGAAAUCGUGCUGGGUUUGCUGCCGCUCAGAGUUCAUGUUUUUAGUCCGCUCAUUGAUCAAAAUGAGUCACAACCCUUUGUUGAGGCUGGAGCAGCGGGCAGCUGAGGCCGAUCAGCUCAUUGAGUACCUCAAACAGCAAGUCCAGCUACUGAAGGAGAAAGCCAUUCUCCAGGCCAGCGUCAGAGAGGAGAAGAAACUGAUGGUGGAAAAUGCCAAAUUAAAGAACGACAUAGAGGAACUUAAAAAGCAGCUGCUGGAGAAAGAAAAGAGAAGAGGAGUGCUUGAUGUUCCCAUGCCAUCAAGUGCCACCACUGUCGAGUGCAAUUCAAAGCCCACUCCUCCUAAACCCUCUGGUCCAGCGCCUUCUGGUUCAGCACCAUCUGUUGCUGCCGUCAAGGACAUCUCUCCUAAAGAUGAGGCUAAAAAGAAGAAGCCUGAGAAAAAAGGAGAGAAAGCUGAGAAGAAACAGGCUGCCCCCAGCCAAGAGGAUGCCAAGGUGGAUGUGUCUCGUCUGGACCUGCGUAUCGGCCGUAUAAUCACAGCAGAGAAGCACCCGGACGCUGACAGUCUGUAUGUGGAGCAGGUUGAUGUGGGAGAGGCUGCCCCCAGAACGGUGGUCAGCGGACUGGUCAAGCACAUAUCUCUGGACCAGAUGCAGAACCGCAUGGCAGUCCUGCUGUGCAACCUGAAGCCAGCCAAGAUGAGAGGAGUAGUGUCCCAGGCUAUGGUCAUGUGCGCCAGCUCGCCGGAUAAGGUUGAAAUUCUUGAUCCUCCUAGCGGAGCAGUGCCGGGUGACAGAGUUACUUUCCAGGGCUUUCCAGGUGAACCUGAUAAAGAGCUAAACCCCAAGAAGAAGGUGUGGGAGCAGGUUCAGCCAGACCUGCGCACUGACGACCAGUGCGUCGCAACCUACAAGGGAGCUGCGUUUGAAGUCGCUGGUAAAGGAGUGUGCAAAGCUCAAACAAUGAGCAACAGUGGAAUCAAGUAAACUAACAGAGCUGCUAGAGAAAAAAACCCUCAGUGUUUACUUUGCAAUCAUCUUCAGUGAUGGAUGGUGGAAAUGGAAGUAAAUGCUUUGAAGAUGUUCAAUAAAGGGGAUUUGAAAAGUC
Haplochromis burtoni (Burton's mouthbrooder) is the source of this 1257-nucleotide messenger RNA. RefSeq names its product aminoacyl tRNA synthetase complex interacting multifunctional protein 1a (gene aimp1a). NCBI's taxonomy places the organism in Eukaryota, Metazoa, Chordata, Actinopteri, Cichliformes, Cichlidae. Bases 183 to 1136 code for a protein of 317 amino acids. The transcript is spliced from 7 exons. The record is from RefSeq and is a predicted model, not a curated record. Gene Ontology annotation, molecular function: tRNA binding.